AUGGCGUCUCCUACGAAGAUGAUAUGCUAUAUUUUGCUGGGCCUCAUAUUUGUAUCGACCCUGAUCGACGGUGCGGUGGCGGAAGAGAAGUAUUAUAAUGGUGGGCACGGUGGUGGUGGGUAUGGUGGUGGAGGUCAUGGUGGUGGUGGGUAUGGUGGUGGAGGUCAUGGUGGCGGUGGACAUGGUGGGUAUGGCGGUGGAGGACAUGGUGGUGGAGGCCACGGUGGGUAUGGCGGUGGAGGACAUGGUGGUGGAGGGCACGGUGGGUAUGGUGGUGGUGGGCAUGGUGGUGGGAGAGGUGGGUACGGUCCUCCUGGCCAUGGCCAUGGACCUGAGAAUUAA
This is a messenger RNA of Cryptomeria japonica (Japanese cedar), 342 nucleotides long. RefSeq lists its product as uncharacterized. The record is from RefSeq and is a predicted model, not a curated record. Lineage: Eukaryota; Viridiplantae; Streptophyta; Pinopsida; Cupressales; Cupressaceae. The transcript has a single exon. The coding region runs from base 1 to 342 and encodes 113 amino acids.